Messenger RNA from Dipodomys ordii (Ord's kangaroo rat), 2999 nucleotides. It is a transcript of the gene Moxd1, whose product is annotated as monooxygenase, DBH-like 1. The record is from RefSeq and is a predicted model, not a curated record. The transcript has 12 exons. NCBI's taxonomy places the organism in Eukaryota, Metazoa, Chordata, Mammalia, Rodentia, Heteromyidae. The coding region runs from base 103 to 1944 and encodes 613 amino acids. Gene Ontology annotation, cellular component: secretory granule membrane. Gene Ontology annotation, biological process: dopamine catabolic process; octopamine biosynthetic process; norepinephrine biosynthetic process. Gene Ontology annotation, molecular function: dopamine beta-monooxygenase activity; copper ion binding.
GGCGGUCCCAGACCUCGGGCUCGCCCCGCCGCCCGCUCCGCGUGCCGCCCCGCGCUCCCCAGUGCCUGGAGCCCAGGUGGCGGCGGGCAGGAGGCGCCGAGGAUGUGCGGCUGGCCGCUGCUCCUGCUGUGGGGGCUGCUCCCCGGGGCGCCGGCGGGGGGCUCGGGCCGCUCCUUCCCGCACCGCACGCUCCUCGACGCGGAGGGCAAGUACUGGCUGGGCUGGGGCCAGCGGGGCAGCCGGCUCGCCGUGCGCCUCGAGGUGCGCACCGCCGGCUACGUGGGCUUCGGCUUCUCGCCCACCGGGACCAUGGUCUCCGCCGACAUCGUCGUGGCCGGGGUGGCCCACGGGAGACCCUACCUCCAGGACUACUUUACAAAUACAAAGAAGGAGUUGAAAAAAGACCCUCAGCAAGAUUACCAACUAGAAUAUGCCAUGGAAAACAGCACACACACAAUAAUUGAAUUUACCAGGGAACUGCACACCUGUGACAUCCAUGACAAGAGCAUAACGGAUAGCACAGUGCGAGUGAUCUGGGCCUACCAUCAGGAAGAUGUAGGAGAAGCUGGUCCCAAGUACCACGACUCCAAUAGAGGCACCAAGAGUCUACGUUUGUUGAAUCCAGAGAAAGCCAGCAUGUUGCCUACAGUCUUGCCGUACUUUGACCUUGUAAAUCAGGACGUCCCAAUCCCAAACAAAGGUACAACGUAUUGGUGCCAAAUGUUUAAGAUUCCUGUGUUCCAGGAAAAGCAUCACGUAAUAAAGGUUGAGCCGGUGAUACAGAGAGGCCAUGAGAGCAUGGUCCACCACAUCCUGCUCUACCAGUGCAGCAGCAGCUUUAAUGACAGUGUUCUGGACUAUGGCCACGAAUGCUACCACCCAAACAUGCCCGAUGCCUUCCUCACCUGCGAGACAGUGAUUUUUGCCUGGGCCAUUGGUGGAGAGGGUUUCUCUUAUCCACCUCAUGUGGGAUUAUCCCUGGGCACUCCAUUAGAUCCCCAGUAUGUGCUUCUGGAAGUCCAUUAUGAUAACCCGACACACAAGAAAGGCUUAAUAGAUAGCUCUGGGCUGAGGUUAUUUCAUACGAUGGACACAAGGAAGUAUGAUGCUGGGGUGAUCGAGGCUGGGCUCUGGGUGAGCCUCUUCCAUACCAUCCCUCCAGGGCUGCCUGAGUUCCGCUCUGAAGGUCACUGCACCCUGGAAUGUCUAGAGGAGGCUCUGGAAGCUGAGAAGCCGAGCGGGAUCCAUGUGUUUGCGGUUCUCCUCCACGCGCACCUGGCUGGCAGAGGCAUCAUGCUGCGUCAUUUUCGCAAGGGGCAGGAAAUGAAAUUACUGGCGUAUGAUGAUGACUUUGACUUCAAUUUCCAGGAGUUUCAGUAUCUAAAGGAAGAGCAAACAAUCUUACCUGGAGACAAUCUAAUCACUGAGUGCCGCUACAACACAAAGGAUAGAGUUGGGAUGACUUGGGGAGGACUCAGUACCAGGAAUGAAAUGUGUCUCUCCUACCUACUUUAUUACCCAAGAAUUAAUCUUACCCGAUGUGCCAGUAUUCCAGACAUCAUGGAACAGCUGCAGUUCAUUGGCGUAAAGGAGAUCUACAGACCAGUAACCACCUGGCCUUUCAUUAUCAAAAGCCCAAAGCAGUACAAAAAUCUUUCUUUCAUGGAUGCGAUGAAUAAAUUCAAAUGGACUAAAAAGGAAGGCAUCUCCUUCAAUAAGUUGGUCCUUAGUCUGCCAGUGAACGUGAGAUGCUCCAAGACAGACAACGCAGAGUGGUCGAUUCAAGGGAUGACAGCCUUACCACCAGAUAUUGAAAGACCGUAUAAAGCAGAGCCUCUGGUGUGCGAAACCUCUUCGUCUCCUUCUCUUCACAGAAAUAUCUCUUUCCAGGUGCUCCUAGGCUUCCUGCUGCUCGGAAGCACACUGAACACCAAGUGCUGGUGAUUGUACUCGAUUUCAACGUGGCAAUCGCAGUGUGUGAGCACUGAGUCUGCCUCUCAAAUGCAGGUGAAGACAGUCCACUCUGGGCAUGAAGAGCUGGUCCUGGAGACCCUGGAGGGGACACGCUUCUCCAUUCCCUUCCUUCCCUGCCCCGCCUCACCAGUCUCCCUAAGGACUGUCACUGGGAUUCUCUGCUUAUCCUCAGACAUACCUAAGGUUCUGAGCAGGUGUGUAAUAAAAUGACCGCUUGUAAAAAUUGGGCCAUCAAGUAGGAAGAAAUUUUAAUUCCUUUUAUAUGCCUUUUCACUGACAUUUUUAUUCUUCACUUGAUAGCUGUGUUUUGAGAUAUGAUUUUACCUUAAUAACAUACAAGGAACUCCACUCCACCCCAGUGUUCUUCUUAAUUAUUUGUCAGUGUAACUUUCUAAGUGUAACAAGUGUGCCUGCCUGUCUUCUCUGGGUUUUCCCGUGGACUUCUCACUUCAGCCUUUUGGUGUCUGCUCUACUCCUCUUGCUUUCUUAAUUCCACUGGUGCCUCCCCCUCUACCCCAAGCCCAUCGCAAAAUAUGUUCCUCCUGCUUCUCCACUGAGGAUCCCCCCCCCCAAAUCACUAACUAAAAAGAAAAAGGAUUUGAGAGAUGUAGAAUAGGGAGUUGCUGAUUGGUGUGAGAAGAACUCACAGCUGAUUGCCAACCCUACACUGGCGCUGUGAAGGAGCCUCAAUGAAAUCCCAGUUCAAACGGACGCAUGAGCAUGUGCAGCGGUGAAAGGCGGGUCCCGCUUUACCAAGGGCAGUGCUGUUUCACACCUGAUGCACACUGGCUCUGCACAAGUCAUAGUUGCUAUUGCACAUUUGUUUUCAUACUAGUAAUAAUCAUCUUUCCACAUAGAAGUUCCACCAAUUGAAAAAUCUUGUCACUCUUUUUGCUCUCUUUGUAUAAUCUAGCCCCAACUUGUUAUAUGUGUUAGCCUCCUUUCUUAAGCUGAAUGUGCUUGGCUCAUCGUAAUAAACUAAAUAAAAGCUGAGGUUUGCGUCAUGUAUUCUAUGCUCCUGGAGA